AUGCACGGUACCUGAAAAAUAUUUGAUUUCUUUAUUAUGGCUGCUAAAAAUAAAGUGUACAGCUUCAAUCUAGGAGAUUUGGUUUGGGCGAAAAUGCCAUCGUACUGUUUCUGGCCAGGACGAAUUGUUGAACCAAAUUCUCCUCAAUUGGCUAAAAUGAAAAAGAGUCCAACGCAAAAUUGUAUUUUCUUUUUCGGAAGCAAUAACUACGCUUGGAUUGAAGAAAAGAUGCUUCGACCUUACCUUGAAUGCCGUGAUGAGAUGAAGUCAAGAGGAAAGCCAAAAGACCAAUUUCAACAAGCCAUGAUAGAUAUUGAAUCCUUCAUUGAAAAUCCCAACAAUUUUUCAGCACUUUUUGAUCAGAAAACGGUUUACCAAAGGAAAAAAGUGUCACCAAAACCAAAAAAACAGGAUCCAGAAUUCGAUUUUGACAGUUUGAAAUCCGACUCGAGUGUUCCAUCCUCACCAAACGUUUCCAAAACUCCACAGUCUACGCCGGUCUCCUUAAAACGCUCAACAUCAGCUCGAUCAAAUGAAAAGCCUAAAGUGGCUGAAAAAACUCCAAAAGUGCCUGCAGCAAAACGUAAAGUAACAAAUGAUUUGGAACCAACAGACGCAACUGAAACAGAAGAUUUACCGACAAAAAAGCCUCGUAAAUCCUCCAUCACUCCAGUUGUUGCGCAACCUUAUCGCAACAUUGAUCUAAUAACUCCAGACUCACAUUUUCGUAGUGGUGCAAACGAAACUACGAAAAUCAAAUCGCCUCUUGCUAAAGUUGAAGCGUCCCCAACAAUCUUCGGAUUCAUCGGAUUGGGCAUUAUGGGCAGAAGCGUUUUAUGCAAUUUACUUGAAUCUGGACAUUCUGUUGUCAUUCAUAAUAGAACAAUGUCACGAUGUGAUGAGUUUCUAGAACGGUACAGUGAUCGCUGUUCUCAAGCUCUUUCACCAAAAGAUGUCUUCGAACAAGCUCAAAUAACUUUUGUUUGCGUUUCCGAUUCAUAUGCUGUAAAAGAAACAAUCAUGGAUGGACAACAAGGAGUUUUUGCUGCAGAUAAUGUCACAGUUGACAAAGGUCUUGUCAUGUUGAGUUCAAUCGACUGUGAAACAUCUCGUGAUAUUGCUAACGCUAUGAUGAUGAAACCUGUGCGUUAUCUUGAAGCACAAAUCCAAGGCUCGCGUAAUCAAGCGAAAGAAGGUUCGUUAAUCAUCAUUGCAGCUGGUGACAAGUCACUCUUCGAUGAUUGCUAUUCAUGUUUCAAAUCUAUUGCUAAAGAUACAAAUUAUCUUGGUGAAGAAAUCGAAUCUGCAGUAAAAAUGAAUUUGGUUCUUCAAACAAUGGCUGGUGUUCAACUUGCUGCUGUAUCUGAAGCUUUUGCCUUGGCGAACACGUUUGAUUUGCAACUACAAGAUAUAUUAGAAAUCAUUGAUAUCAGCAAUUUGAACUCUCCAUUCAUUAUGGAGAAAGGAAAUGUAAUUAUCAGUGAAAAUUACCGAGAUCCAAGCAUGAAAGUUGAGACAAUGCAAAAAGAUUUGAAAAUGGCUAUUGAUUUUGGGGAUUCUCUUGAACAUCCAUUGCCACUUGCAACAGCAGCAAAUGAAAUAUUAAAAACAGCAAAACGUUUAGGCUUAAGACAAGAUGACAUUGCUUCAAUCUUCAUUGCAUCAAAUUUUCAUGCAAACCCUGAAAGCUACAUCCUUGAAUUCCAAAGACAAGGAAUCAACACUUUAAAAAAGUACGAAAUGGAAGGUUUAAAUGUUGGAGAUUUUGUUUGGGCAAAAAUGAAAGGUUUUCCAGCCUGGCCAGGACGAGUUGUUGAGCCAAAUGACUCUUUACAGAAACUUCAAAAAGCAGAGAAAUCGAAGUGUAUUUACUUUUUUGGAUCCCAUAACCACGCUUGGAUUGAAGACAGUAACAUCAAACCAUAUAAUGAGUCGAAAGAUCAAAUGCUGAAAUUGGGAAAAGGAAAAGCUUCAUUUGCAAAGGCAAUCAAGGAAAUUGAAGAUUUCAUGAAAGAUCCAAAUGCGAGUCAAAUAAUAACAACCCCAGCACGACAAGCAACAACACCGAAAAUCAGAAAAUCAGUUCCGAAUGAAGUCCAUAAUGCUGAUGUAGCUAAUGAAAGCUUAAUUGAUGACAAUGAAACUAACAAUUCACCGAAAAAAAACCUCAACAGUAAAUUGCCUGUCACAAAGCGUUCCACGCAAAAGAAGGCAAGACCAGCAACGCCGAAAUCAAACGACGAAACUGAAGCCACUCCUGAAAAGCGUUCACGUUCAAGUGCAUCAAGUCCGACUGUAAAUCGUUCAAAUCAUAACAACAACAAUAUUGAUAAUCCAUCAGAAGUUGUCCCAAAAGCAAAUUAUAUUUCCACACCAGUUCCACGAGCGCGUGCUGCACGUGCUGUUAUUGAUCGUCCUGAAAUAUUAUCGCAACCAGAAAAAGAAGAUCUUGAUGUAUCGACAAUUACACAAACUUUACUUUCAAAAAACAUUAAAGCAUCGGAUAAAAAGUUUGGUUUUAUUGGUCUAGGAAACAUGGGAAGUGGAAUUGUUAAAAAUUUGUUGCACUCUGGACAUUUAGUUUAUGUUUGGAACCGCUCGGAAGCUAAAGCAAAAAAGUUUGAAAUUGUUGGUGCGAAACGUAUGCUGACACCGAGUGAUGUUAUUGAACAUUCUGACAUCACUUUUUCUUGUGUAUCUGAUCCAAUUGCUUUGCAAAAUACAAUAUUUGGACAGUAUGGAGUAAGUUCAGCACAACGAGAUCCUGAUCCAAAGAAGAAAAAAGGCUACGUUGAGAUGACAACCAUCGACACAUCAACGUCAAAGGAUAUUGAAAGUGCUUUGAAUGGGAUUGGCAUCAGCUAUUUGGAAGCACAAAUUCAGGGAACAAAAGCACAAGCACAAGAAGGAAAAUUGAUUUUGUUAGCUGCUGGUGAUAAGGAUCUCUUCGAUAAUUGUCAAACAUGCUUUGAAGCUAUGGGUCGUAAUUCAUUUUUCGUCGGUGAAACUGGAAAUGCUACAAAAAUGAAUCUUGUGCUUCAAACCAUCACUGGUGUUCAAAUUGCAGGACUUUCAGAUUCAAUUGCUUUAGCCGAACGAGCUGGAAUUGCUACAGACAAGUUUAUGGAUAUCUUAUCAAAAACUGAUAUGCGGUCAGAUUUAUUAAUGGAAAAAGGAACUGCAAUGGUUAAUCGACGCUAUAAUGACGUGAAUCUUCCAUUGAUGCACAUGCAGAAAGAUCUUCGUUUGGCAAUCAAUAUGGCUGAUGGAUUAGAUCUUCCAAUGCCACUUACAGCAAUAGCAAAUGAAGUUUAUAAGAAUGCACGUCGUUCAGGGCUUGCUGAAGGAGAUGCUAGUGCAAUUUGUUAUCGUGCUCGUCACUAACAAGAGAUGAAAACAGAUGACUCUAAAAAGUGGAUGACAAAAAAGAUCGUUAAAGGACCACAAGACCAUCUUUAAGAAAAACUAAAAGAUAGAAAAUAAUUAAAACAAAUGAUCAUAUCUUUACAUUAUUAUUGUCUUCGAACUCUUCGAAGGCAUUAUUUCAAUUUUAUUUCAUUAUUUUUUCUUAAGAAUAGGCAAAAAUUCUUUGGAUUAUUUAAACCUUAAGGUUUACUAUUAAAAAUCAGUUUCCGUUUUUGUCUGCAAAUAUUAAAUUGUGAGGAGGUCACAAUAAAUUUAAGUAAAACAUAAUUUAAAGAAACUUUCAAAAAUAAUAACAAGAAUUUUAACAAGAUGAUUAAAAUGUUAAAUUAAUUAAAAUUCCAAAUGUUGUAUCCUCAUUCUACAAAGCCUCUCUUCUGUCAUUCGAAGAAAUUCGAUGAAAUGAAUAUAAACACAAAAUUAAUUUUUUUAUGAUGAGAUAGAAGGGAUAUCUGAAAAGUUAAAGCAAAAUGAAAAAUUAUUAAUAUUAAACUUAGCAUAUUUUAAAAAAAAAGUAAUGUACUGGCGAGUUGUAGAAAAAAGGGUUCAUUAUGAAUGCAUGUCACCUCACAAAGAACUUAAAUAUUUUUCUAGUGUAUAAUGAUCAAGAUGAAGUUUCAUGUAAUCCCCAAGACUAUUAGUUAUUGAAAGAUUAAAUAAAAAAGAAAAUGGAAAAAGAAAAUUUUCCU
Messenger RNA from Clunio marinus, 4112 nucleotides. Lineage: Eukaryota; Metazoa; Arthropoda; Insecta; Diptera; Chironomidae. The record is from the annotation of a GenBank genome assembly.